Molecule: messenger RNA, 300 nt
Organism: Peronospora matthiolae
Lineage: Eukaryota; Oomycota; Peronosporomycetes; Peronosporales; Peronosporaceae
Source: the annotation of a GenBank genome assembly
AUGACCGAGAUCUUCGGAUUGGGCGAAGACUCUGACGAAUCCUUGUCUCACGCAUGGCCGUCUAACGAUAAGACGCGUGGGGAUGGUGGUGAUGCACCUAUAUAUCACCACUAUAGAAGCAACUCGAGGGAUCGAGCUGCUACUGGUGUCAGUGCUCAUGCUGACACCACACAAGAGGCCAGGGACCGCAAUGUCCUGUGGUAUGCCCCUCAAGUGGAGUCUCCUUGGAUGCCGCCAUCUAGAGAGUUGGACCGGUUGACCGGCACGACUACCGAGCGGGAUCGAAUCCCGUUGUUCUAA